ACAAAGCCCAUUGGUGUUUGCCGGGUGCCUGAGUUUUGUGAAUAGAAAGUAAAUAAGGGCUCGGCUCGGCAGCGCGUCGUCAUUUAAGAGCAAGCGGCAGAGGGAGAGGGUUCCCCGGCGCAGAGCGGGGGGAGACAAUUCCCGGCCGCCCUGCCGCCGCCGCCGCCUCCUCCCACUCUCGCACCGGAGCGGAGCCGCUCCGCUCAGUCUGGCGUUCAGACUGACAAGGGGGAAGAAGAGGAGGACAGCGGCGGUCCCUGUCACUCUGCAGCCGGUAUCCGGCUCUGACAGUACUUUAAGGUACAACUCUCCGGACGUGCAUCCAUUUCAAAAUGGCAUGAAUGCUCUGACAGCCUCAACUGCUGACAGCAAGCUUGAUCCUUUUACAUUUCAUUUCACCAAGAAUGUUUACCCUCACAGAAGUUGCAUCCCUCAAUGAUAUCCAGGCAACUUAUCGAAUCCUGAAGCCAUGGUGGGAUGUGUUCAUGGACUACUUAGCCAUCGUAAUGCUGAUGGUUGCUAUAUUUGCAGGCACCAUGCAGCUAACCAAAGAUCAAGUUGUAUGUCUUCCUGUUUUCUCUCAGUAUGCAGAAGGUGGAAGUCCAGCAACAACAUCUCCGACUUCCAAUGUGGGGAACACCAUCUCUCCGAGUACCUCCUUUCCAUCUACGACACCUGCAGGCUCCACCUCAAGGUCCCCUCUAAACUCCGGCCGGCCAACUAACCUGGAAUACCAGCAAUAUAUCUUCAUCAAUCAGAUGUGCUAUCACGUGGCCUUGCCUUGGUAUUCUAAGUAUUUCCCCUACCUUGCACUGAUUCACACCCUCAUCCUCAUGGUCAGCAGCAACUUCUGGUUCAAGUACCCCAAAACCAGUUCAAAGAUCGAACAUUUUGUUUCUAUAUUAGGAAAAUGCUUCGAGUCUCCUUGGACUACUAAAGCGCUCUCCGAAACAGCGUGCGAGGACUCAGAGGAGAACAAGCAACUCUUUAAGUCCUCGGUUGCAAAGCAUUUGUCAACCGGCAGCGAAGAAGAAAGCCCCAGUUCCAGUACGCCCACGAUAUCAAGAAUUGGACCCAAAUUUUCAACAGAGAAGCCUGUCUUUGAAGUCCCCAGCAUGACUAUUUUGGACAAGAAAGAUGGGGAACAGGCGAAAGCCCUUUUUGAGAAAGUUCGUAAGUUCCGUGCCCAUGUGGAAGACAGUGAUUUGAUAUAUAAACUCUAUGUGGUCCAGACAGUCAUAAAGACAGUGAAAUUAAUGUUUAUUUUGUGCUAUACACUUAAUUUUAUGACUUCUAUAAGCUUUAGCCAUGUCUGUAAACCAGAGAUAGAGCAUUUGACUGGAUAUACACAGUUUCAUUGUACGCACAACAUGGCAUUUAUGCUACGGAAAUUACUAAUUAGUUACGUUACACUAAUAUGUGUUUAUGGACUAGUUUGCCUUUAUACUUUGUUUUGGCUGUUCAGGAGGCCUUUAAAGGAGUAUUCAUUUGAAAAAGUCCGUGAAGAAAGUAGCUUUAGUGAUAUUCCAGAUGUUAAAAAUGACUUUGCCUUUCUACUGCACAUGGUCGAUCAGUACGACCAGCUUUACUCCAAGCGGUUUGGGGUUUUCCUGUCUGAAGUGAGUGAGAACAAGCUGCGCGAGCUCAGUCUGAACCACGAAUGGACAUAUGAGAAACUCAAGCAGCACGUCUCUCGCAACCCUCAGGAGAAACAGGAGCUGCACCUCUUCAUGUUAUCGGGGGUGCCUGACGCUGUGUUUGACAUGACCGAGCUGGAGGUACUGAAGCUGGAGCUGAUCCCUGAAGCCAAGAUUCCUGCCAAGAUUUCCCAGAUGGUCAACCUUCUAGAGCUGCACCUUUACCACUGCCCGGCUAAAGUGGAGCAGACCGCCUUCAGUUUCCUCCGGGACCACCUUAGGUACCUACACAUUAAGUUCACCGACGUGGCAGAGAUUCCCACCUGGGUCUACUUGCUUAGAAACCUACGUGAACUCCACCUGGUUGGUAACCUAAACUCAGAAAACAAUAAAAUGAUAGCUCUGGAGUCACUGAGGGAGCUGAAGCACCUUAAGAUCUUGCACUUGAAGAGUAAUCUAACCAAAGUCCCAUCAAAUGUCACUGACGUUGCUCCCCACCUCACUGCACUGCUGGUUCACAAUGAUGGGACCAAGCUCUUAGUAUUGAACAGCUUGAAGAAGAUGAUCAAUCUCACUGAGCUGGAGCUGCAUAACUGCGAGUUAGAACGCAUUCCUCACGCCAUCUUCAGUCUGUCCAACCUACAGGAACUUGACUUGAAGUCCAACAACAUUCGCAGCAUUGAAGAGGUGAUUAGCUUCCAGCACCUGAAGCGUCUGACCUGCCUGAAGCUGUGGCACAAUAAAAUCAUCACCAUCCCAUCCUCCAUCAGCCUGGUGAAAAACCUGGAGCUGCUUUACCUUUCCCACAACAAACUGGAGUCACUGCCAGCGGCUCUCUUCACGCUGCAGAAGCUCCGAAUGCUAGACAUAAGCCACAACUCCAUCACCAUCAUUCCGGCCGAGAUCGCCUCCCUCCAGAAUUUGCAGCAGUUCGCAAUGACAGGGAACCGAGUGGAAUUCUUGCCAAAGCAGCUUUUUAAGUGUACAAAGUUGAGAGCCUUGAACAUGGGGCAAAACUGUAUCACUUCCAUUUCAGACAAGAUCUGUCAGCUCGUGCAGUUAACUCAGCUGGAGGUGAAGGGAAACUGCCUCGACAGGCUUCCGGCAGAGUUAGUCCACUGUCGUCUUCUGAAGAAAAGCGGGCUGAUUGUCGAGGAUCAUCUCUUUGAUACACUGCCACCUGAAGUCAAGGAUCUCAUCAAUCAAGACUUCAACUCAAACACAACUUUUGGCACAGGAAUAUAAAGUAUUGAGCAAAGCAUAUAUCGCAGCUUUGGAACUGAAUGUUUGCUUGCUUGUUAACUUGAAAACAAAAUGUAUUAAAUAGAACAAGGUACUUAAACAAGGCAACUAGAUAACAAUGAUAGUUUUAUUCCCUGAAAAACCUCUGAAAUCAUUGUAAUCAAUUGUAACCAAUUAAUUAACUGUUGGUCGCUGGUUAUCUUAUACAAGUCUGUCGCCGACUGAAUAUUUCUUCAUGUAACUUUGUUAAAUGAAUUUAAUUUUAAUUUAUUCUCAGCAUUUGGAGGGGCAGUUUCUGUUGAAGAGUAGAUGAAUUGUUCUCUCUGUGCCCUCUCCAAAUGAUGGACCUCUGAUGUAGAGGCAGCCAAUACGGGAUCUCUGCAAGUGCAGUGCCAGUGUAUUUCAGAUUCCUGACGUUUACCUCCCUUCGGGCACCUUGAAUGCUCUUUUAAUAGCACAGUUCUGAUCAGAAGGUUGCUCUGUCAGAUAUUAACCCACAAUUAUGUGUCUGUGCUACCACAAUACCUGUCUUUAUUUUGUACUUAUGGAGGGGGGAGUCCCAGGCUCCAAGCAAUGUGCAUAGACUGUACAGACUCUAACUUCUAGCACCAAUUUCAAAUCUUUCUAAAUAAAAGACUACAAACCUA
Hypanus sabinus (Atlantic stingray) is the source of this 3526-nucleotide messenger RNA. Its product is annotated as volume-regulated anion channel subunit LRRC8D-like. The transcript is spliced from 3 exons. The record is from RefSeq and is a predicted model, not a curated record. Lineage: Eukaryota; Metazoa; Chordata; Chondrichthyes; Myliobatiformes; Dasyatidae. Gene Ontology annotation, molecular function: protein binding. The coding region runs from base 405 to 2882 and encodes 825 amino acids.